UCUAGAUCCACCAACACAGCCAGCAAGCAACUCUGCAAGCCAGCAAGCCUGCCAAGCAGUUGCAAGAAAAGCAAAACAAAGUCAGACAAAGAAAGAAUCAAACAGGCGCGUCAGUAAUCAGGGUUGUGAUAGCUGCUACUUGGAAACACUCUUGUUGAUUUGCGCAUACAUAUACAUAUACAUAUACAUAUAUAUAUAUAUUUCAUCGUAUUCACGCAGUAUUUGGGCAAGGAGACAACUGCUGGAGCUCAGGUGUCUAUUUUUAUUACUUCAGGUGAUACUCUUUGUUGACUCUGCAAAGGUCUGGUGACCCAAGCCAUGAGAAGGAGAAGGGUUUGUUGCCACGGUCUUGCGAGAAACUCUUCGACAUGAUCCAAAGACUCAAAGAUGAAGUCCAAGAACAAGGCACACCACUGCAAACGGCUGUCCUGGCCAGCUACUUGGAGAUCUAUCAGGAAAAGAUGUAUGACCUGCUGGUCAACACUCGGGCAGAUCUUCAAGUUCGGUUGCACCCUACGCUUGGCCCACAUGUUCCGGGUCUGAUCCAAAGCCCUGUCACCACCAGCGAGGAGGUACAUGAGCUUCUGGAUUUUGGCGCCAAGAAUCGCGCAGUAGGUGCUACAAGCAUGAAUGCCAACUCUUCGCGAUCGCAUGCGGUUUUCACGCUGGACAUCCGCUUGAGCUACUCUGGGGAGGCGGCCAAAGACUUGCAAUCUCGAAUUCACUUUGUGGACUUAGCCGGUAGUGAAAAGCAGAAGAAGACCAAUGCAACUGGAGAACGGCUGCAGGAAGGUAUUGCCAUCAACCAGUCGCUGUCCUCCUUGAGCCGGGUCAUCCAGGCGUUGUCAGGGAGCAGUGGAAUCCAACCAGUCUUCCGGGAGUCGAAGUUGACGAUGCUCUUGAAGGAGGCCCUAAGUGGCAACAGCCGCACUGCGAGAUCCUUGGUGCUGUUGGCUUGCAUCAGUCCCUCGCGAAGCAACCAUGAGGAAACCAUCAGCACUUUGGAGUUUGCUGCACGUUGCAAGCUCAUAAAGACCAAUGCCACGAAGAACGAGCAGGACAAGCGUGAAUUGUUGGAAACCCUAUCCAAAGACAAGCAGGAAAUUGAGCGUCGCCUGGAGGAGGAAAGGCAACGCAACAAACUUUUGCUGCAAGAGAUGGAACGAAGAAUAGCGGAAGCUAAGAGAGAUCAGGAGCUUGCUCGACAAAUGCAAGAGGAGAAACGAGAGAUUGAGGAGAAGUUGCAAGCUUACCUGAAGGGUGAGCACGAGCGCGGGAAAGAACAACAGGUGGAGGUGGCGCAACAGCUGAAAGGGAAGAAUGAGGCUGAGCGGGAAAGCCCUGCGGACGCUGCGAAGGAAGCACCACGAGAAAGCCCUGGAACAGAUGCCGAGCAGGUUGAGAAAAAGGAGCCGCAGGAAGGACCGCCGGAAAGCCUUGCAAGUGCCGCGGAGAAGGUUGAGCAGACAGAAAGGCAGGCACUGCAGGAAAGCCCUCCCGACGGCGAGAAGGUGCGAGAUCCGGAGGACAUCUCUUUGGACAUAGCGGUCGAGCUUUGGACGAAAAGCGAGAUCUACGAGUUGCGUUGCGUGGCGUGA
Durusdinium trenchii is the source of this 1598-nucleotide messenger RNA. The record is from the annotation of a GenBank genome assembly. Lineage: Eukaryota; Dinophyceae; Suessiales; Symbiodiniaceae.